AUGUAUAGAGAAUUGGCUUGGAUUUCUUCUCCACCUUUCCUGACUCAUACUCAAUUUCUUGAAUCAACCAUGUGUGGUUUUUCCUCCAUUACUACUUGUCUUUUUGCAGCUUAUUCUGCCGCACCAUUAGUGGUAUCAGAGCAUGGAAUCGCUCAUGUUCCAUCGGCAAGUAAAGGCAGAAUAAACAUUGCCCGUGGAAUCCCUAUAGAGAAGUUUGAGGAAACCAAGACCUACAUUUCCAAUGGAGAUGAAAACCGGAGAUGGGAAUCAGGUUCCAGAGAGUGGUGGAAAGAUGGUGUAACCAGCGCGCCAAUCGCGCAUCCCAAGCCAUAUUCCAUGACCCCUCACCACUCUUCAACCCCUCGUGCUCUUGACGACACAACAUUUUCUCCCGCCUCCGCUACCUCCACCCUGAGGGCAAAAUCACGAAAAGUUAGGGCUUUGAUUACAAAGAGUAGGGGGAAGAAGAGAGGGCUUUGA
This is a messenger RNA of Fraxinus pennsylvanica, 480 nucleotides long. The record is from the annotation of a GenBank genome assembly. NCBI's taxonomy places the organism in Eukaryota, Viridiplantae, Streptophyta, Magnoliopsida, Lamiales, Oleaceae.